This is a messenger RNA of Panicum virgatum (switchgrass), 1120 nucleotides long. RefSeq lists its product as uncharacterized. Bases 29 to 1120 code for a protein of 363 amino acids. Lineage: Eukaryota; Viridiplantae; Streptophyta; Magnoliopsida; Poales; Poaceae. The transcript has a single exon. The record is from RefSeq and is a predicted model, not a curated record.
GCUGCCGGCCGCCGUGAGCCCAUGACCCAUGGCUGACGGGAGCAUCAACAACGACUCAAGCAACAACGUGGCUGAUGGCGACAACACUGCUGCAAAUAAUGAUGGUCCCCUCCACGCCGUGCACCACAUCGUCCUGGUAGAGGACGGCAUGGCCCCUGCCGCGAUGGAGAACGGCACCGUCGACAGCGGCGGCUCCGACGCCGGCGCCAAGAACAGGGACUUCACCGCCACCGCCGCCGAUCCCAAGCAACGACGCGCCACGUCCUCUCUCUGGGUGUCCGUGGCCUACGCCGCCAUCACGUCGCUGGCGCUGUGGCCCGUCGCCGACCGGCCACGGAGCGUGGUGUGGGUGUUCUCGGCCAUCACCAGCGCUUUCCUCGUCCUCUGCACCAUCAUCCUCACGCGGAAGAUGCGCGCGCGCACCGUGUUCUUCUCCGUCUCUUACGUCGCGCUGGCCGGCGCCGCCGCCGCCCACCUGAGCCCCCGCACCGGCAUGGUCGUCAUGCAUCUCGUCACGGCCUACGCCGCCGGCCUGUUCGGGUUCGCCCUCGCCGAGCACAGGCAGUUCACCGGCGCCGAGACGUCCGCCGCCGCGGUCCCCAUCCCUGUGCCGCCGUCGGCCUCCCGCAGCGAAGAGGAGCUCAAGCGAGGCGCGGACAAGGCCAAAACCGCGCCCUUCCUUUCGGCGGUCGUCUCAUUGUUGUGCGCAGGGUGCGCCGCGUUCGUGCUGUGCUACACCAAGGACACUUACGGGCUCGUCAUGGAGGUGUCGUUCCUCGUCGACCUCUCCAUCUUCUGCUGGAUUUGCACCCUGGCACUGCAGUUCCUGCACGGUGUCUUCAUCGAGGUGCAUCACAUGACGGCCACGUAUUUGUUUGGACCUCCAUCGCUUGGCCUGCUGGAAAUCGCAGUCUCCUACUUCUUUGGCAGGGCGGUAGGGACGUUGGUCUACUCCCUCGGUAUGAUUGCCAUGGCUGGAUUGUUUGGGUACUGCCUUGGCAUAUACGCCCAUUACAAGCAUUUGGUAGCAUUGGAGUUGGAGGUGUCGUCUACGGAAAUCAGCAAACUGCCUCAAGUUCAAGAUUAUUCUACUGAAACACUCACCAAACAAGAGGUUUGA